AUGUCUACCCUGAGGAGAUCGGGCUAUGGCCCGAGCGACGGCCCGGGCUACAGCCGCUACUACGGGGCUGGGCCUGGACCGGGACCCAGCAUUGGAGACGUGCCACCGCCUGGGCCUCCCACCUCGUCGCGGCCCGAGCCGCCUCCCCCUCCGCCUCCUGGGCCCUGGAGGAUGCGCGGAGGCGGCCCGGCGGAGGCUGUGUGGCCCGGAGAAGGCAGCGGCGCUUGCGGAGCCUGCGGAGGCGGCGGGGGCUAUUACCCGAGCGGAGCCGCCUGGCCGGACCCGUGCCGGGCCGGAGGCCACCAGGAGCAGUCACCUUAUCCUAGCUAUGGACCUGGCUACUGGAAUUCAGCUGCCCCAACUAGGACUCCAUAUCCAAGUGCAUAUCCUGGAAGACAGGAUUUGCAAAACCAGGGAAUGGAUUCAUAUACAAAUGGGGCCUAUGGUCCACCAUACCCCACAGGCCCUGGAGGAACUGCAUCCUCAUAUUCUGGGACUUAUUAUUCAUCUGGGCAUCCCCCAGCCCCUUAUACAACAGAUGUGCCAAACACUUAUCAUUCCCCCGGCAACAGCCCAACCCCUGUUUCUCGUUGGACUUAUCCACAGCAAGACUGUCAGACGGAAGGACCUCCUCUGAGGGGGCAUGUUCCAGGAUAUCCUAUGUCCCAGAGUCCUGGGAUGGCCCACCCCCAUUACUCAUAUGGGGAUGGAAAUCCAAAUGUCCCACCACCAGCACCACCACCCCUCCGAACACAGGAGCAAGUAUGGACCUCCUCUGGGGUUUAUGGAAUGACAACACGCUACUCUUGGCCUUCUUCAGCUGCACCCUCGGCACAAUCUGGGAAUUACUUUAUGUCAGGAUCCACUUCGUCAUGGUCCAGCAGUGCAUCCUCUCAGCCACCUCCUUCACCCCCUGUCCCUGCUCCCAAGGAUCCCUCAUACCCUCAUAGCCAGCCAGAGCAAGGUGUGAACCGGAACAACUUUCCCAGCGAUGUCCAUCAGUACGAAUCCUCCUCGGAAACUAUGAGCAGUAAUCCAGACCUUUUCACUUCCAAAGUUCAGUAUAGUGCCCAGCCUCAGAUGUACGGUAACUCAGCCAGGAGAAUUCCCAGCAAUCAAGAUAUGGGAUAUAAAAUCCCUGAUGAUCAUUCACCUUCAGACGAAGGUCAACCACCAGGUAUUAAAAAAAUCACACAAGUGCUAGAGAAAGUUCAAUACCUUGAACAAGAAGUAGACAAGUUUGUAGGGAAAAAGACAGACAAGACUUACUGGCUUCUAGAAGAAAUGCUAACCAAGGAGCUCUUGGAACUGGAUUCAGUUGAAACUGGUGGCCAGGACACUAUUCGACAGGCAAGAAAAGAGGCUGUUUAUAAGAUCCAGGCCAUACUGGAAAAACUGGAAGAAGAAGCAUUAUGAGAAGGAUAUGCAACUAGUAGAAGCCUGUUACUAACAUGACCAAAGAUCUCUUGAUUUUGGUUAAUUCUUAUCCCUUUGAAACUGCUGUUGAUGAUAAGAAGCAAUAAAUUCUGACUUUUCCUUCCAUUUAAAAUGAUUAAAAAAGAAAA
Molecule: messenger RNA, 1565 nt
Organism: Gracilinanus agilis (Agile Gracile Mouse Opossum)
Lineage: Eukaryota; Metazoa; Chordata; Mammalia; Didelphimorphia; Didelphidae
Gene: BAG4
Product: BAG cochaperone 4
Exons: 5
Coding region: 1-1416 (471 amino acids)
Biological process (GO): protein stabilization
Cellular component (GO): membrane; nucleus; cytosol
Molecular function (GO): protein-folding chaperone binding; adenyl-nucleotide exchange factor activity
Source: RefSeq, a predicted model, not a curated record